AUGCUCCGGCUGCGGUUCCCCGGGUGCGCACCUGUCGACAGCGUGGUGGGCAGGUUGCAGGGGUAUCAGAGCUGGCUCGUGGUGAGGAUAGCGACCGUGAGAUGCCCGAUGAGCAGAGCACCUGCUGUGAAGGCACUCAAGGACAGGGCCGAAGGAGGAGGAGGAGGAGCCAACGGGGGAUUCUCUGGCCAGAGAUGGGACCCUGGCUUGGAGAUUGAAGUCCCCUUCGAACAGAGACCGGUAAUCUCCACAGAACCAUGUCGAAAUUUCCUCCUCCUAGGGCUUCUCGGAAGUGGCGGGCCUCUUGAACUGGUGUAGAGGCUAGCCGCUAUUUUGCUCCAGCCUGUUGGUGGAGAUGAUGGGUGAGGCAGAAAUGAACAUAAUAGAAUGCUUAGAAAUUUGCAUGAAUGUGCUGAAGUUGAACUUAAGCUGAUGUUUUUUUUUUCAAGUUUAACUUGAUUUGUGGGCACAUUUACUCCAGAAGUAUUUUGAUCAGAGCACCAGGUGAUGGUUACAACUGCGAUUUUAUGCCAGGUGAACGAGUACUCAUCUUUGAAAAGCAGCCUUCUUUAUUCUUGGGGAGAGCUGAGCCCUGGGUCCUUCUUCCUGCGCCUGGGUAGCCUGUGGCUAAUCACUUUUACGGUUCUUGGAGCACCAAUAGCGGCUGCUAGCUUUAAUCCAUCAAAGGUACGAUGGCUAUCAUCAAUUGAACAAAACUUUGAAAAUCAUGCUCAAAGAAGAACGAGAAGAACCCACAUCCAUUUAGAUCUCAAAAUUAUAUUUUUGCUCUUGGUGGCAAUUUUUCGGAAAAUUGUCACAGAUAAAACUUAGAGGUUCAAGUUUCAACUACAAACUUUCACUGAGAAAUUAAAAAAUGACACCAUUGAUGGCACAAGUAAAAUUAUCUUACAAGAAUUUUCAGACAUAUUGUUGCCACAUACUUACUUUCGUUCAUUUCAACAUGCAGGAUCCCUUAAAAUUUGUACUAUCCGCAGGAAUUGGAACACUACUACUGGUUUCCAUAGUUGUCUUGCGCAUAUACCUGGUAUCUUUCUUGUUGUGCGAACUCUUGAGUAUGUGCAUUUUGAUGACUAAUAACGUAGAAUCAUCUUUAUCUCAAUAAUCAUCAGACACUCAGCGACUCAGAGCAUUUAUUUUGAAGUUUUCUAUAUAAGAUCAUCCUUCGUGGUCGUCUCUAACAUUAAUAAUUGAAGAAAAACAGAUUAUAAACAUUAACUUUCCUUGCUCAUAAAUCCGAGAUACAUCUAGCCAGAUAAUUUCAAAAACUGCAGUAAUGAACAGGCACCUUGAAACACAAGAUGACGUUCCCUCCUACCAUAGUAUACCCGUAAAAGAGGAAAACCAGGCCAUAUAGAGCAGUAUUAGGACAGAAAGCUCAGAUCUCAACCCUCUUACCAUACAAAUAUGCUCCAGGUAAAUGACCAGAAUACCCGUUCCCAGUUUCUAGUCGGCUUUAUGACUAAUAUUGGCAUAAUCGUCUGAAAGUUAAUGUCACAUUUGCAUGUGAAUGCACGGUGCUCUCAAAAUUCCCCCUGUAUAUGUCCAUCCCUUGAAACCGAAGAGGCCUAUUGGAUGUUGAAAAAAAGUGCACUCUCUACUAACCGUUUCCCCUCUAUAAUUAUACAGGGGUGGAGUUAUGUUGGCGACAGGCUGUUGUCAGCAGUGAUACCCUACGAAGAGAGUGGAUGGUAUGACGGACAGAUGUGGGUGAAGCCGCCAGAGGUAUGUAUGUCUCAGUAUACACCAGUAAGGCCAAAAGUUAAAGGCUCUUCAUGAAGUAUGUAUUUGGAAGGAAUGAUCUGGACAUAAUAGAACCAGAUAAUUACUCGAUCAGCUUACAUAUCGAUGAAAAGAAUUGAAGGAGAAAUGAUGACCUAGUAUCAUCUUCAACUGACAAUAGUAAUGGUUAAAUCAAUCAACUAUGUUUUUUCUGGAACAAAAAAAAAAGAUACAGAUCGUACAUUUUUCCACUCUGAAACGCAUGGGAUGAAAAUGAAUAUUCAAAAGAUAGACCAGUCAUAUGUAGCAUUAAUUCAGAAUUCAUUGCACGCACAGAACAGAAGAGCCGAUCUUGGUUUCAUGCAUAUCAUCACCGCCUUUACGAGUGUUUGUUCUCUCAUCCCAUAGCAUAACGUCCAUGAAUAUUCUGUAAACACAGAGCAGUCCAAAAUGCCCAAAUAUGGCAUCUUAAGCGUCUCAUAUUGCAUCUCCAACAAUGCUGACACAAAAUUAUAAUAUCGUAAAUGCAACACUGGAUAUGUGUUAAAACGUCUCUUCAUUCUUACCUUUUGCGUACAGUUAUAAUAUCAGACUAAUUACAGUUUCUAUUGGAUACCGAUCUAGGUGUUGGCUCGCGAUAGGUUGCUGGGUUCCUACAAGGUACAGACUAGCAUCUCUUAUUUUAGCCUCCAUAUGGAACUUUGAACAAGUUGGCCCAGGGCCUAAAAAAUAGAAUCCCAAAAAAAAAUGAAUUUGGCUAUUAUAUGCAUAGUGGGAUGGUUCAAGGCCCCCCCUCCUAUUAUAUCUUUCUCAUUUUGCAUUGCAUCAACUCUCAUGUCUUUCUUACGCCAGGUGAAACCAGUGAUCAAAUUGUUGAAACGAACACUACUGGGGACAGGAAUUCUCCUUGCCACAGCCGUAUCCCUUUUGAUAUUUGCAACCCCAGUAGAGAAUUUCUUACAGUCACUUUCGCAUGCAAACGAAAGUGGUUUAGUUGUAUCCGCUGCAAAAGCACCUGACCUCAAGUAAGUGACUGAUUGCUGAGAGCUUACUUCACAGACCACAUUUUUCCUAUCUGAUUCUGCUGGAAAUUUUCAGAAAGGAGGAAUUACUAAGGUUGCCAGUGGAAGUGAUGAACGAUGACGAUCUAGCAGCUGCUGCGGCUGAGGCUGCUGAUGGAAGGCCAGUGUAUUGCAGAUCUCGUCUCUAUCGUGCAUUAGCAGGUGGACAGUAUUGCAAGUGGGAUGAUCUACUUAACUGA
Messenger RNA from Spirodela intermedia, 3001 nucleotides. The record is from the annotation of a GenBank genome assembly. Lineage: Eukaryota; Viridiplantae; Streptophyta; Magnoliopsida; Alismatales; Araceae.